This is a messenger RNA of Guillardia theta CCMP2712, 297 nucleotides long. RefSeq lists its product as hypothetical. The record is from RefSeq and is a predicted model, not a curated record. The transcript has 5 exons. The coding region runs from base 1 to 297 and encodes 98 amino acids. NCBI's taxonomy places the organism in Eukaryota, Cryptophyceae, Pyrenomonadales, Geminigeraceae.
AUGUUGCACAAUCUCUUUGCAACCACGACGAUGCUGAGCGGCGAACAAUGGGACAAGUAUGGCUGGGCAGAGAGUGGGCGAGAUCCGAGAGCCAAAAACCCGCUGUAUCCGGUUGGUGACUGUACUCCCCACGCAUACCAUCAGGACACCUGGGUUCCCACCUUCAAGACAACUGGUACUUGCCCCGGAGGUAUGAACCUCCCCAACGAGAACAAGUGGAAAGAUGUUUGGCGGGUUGGCGCUCAGAAUCACAUGGGGGGAUAUGAUGGGGUGGACAAAACAGGGCUCAAUCCAUAA